Molecule: messenger RNA, 3165 nt
Organism: Candoia aspera
Lineage: Eukaryota; Metazoa; Chordata; Lepidosauria; Squamata; Candoiidae
Gene: VIPR2
Product: vasoactive intestinal peptide receptor 2
Exons: 13
Coding region: 3-1316 (437 amino acids)
Biological process (GO): adenylate cyclase-modulating G protein-coupled receptor signaling pathway; cell surface receptor signaling pathway
Cellular component (GO): plasma membrane
Molecular function (GO): G protein-coupled peptide receptor activity; peptide hormone binding; vasoactive intestinal polypeptide receptor activity
Source: RefSeq, a predicted model, not a curated record
GGAUGCAGCCCUCGGUGCUCCUGCUCUUCUCGACCUGCUGGUGGACGUUGGGGCCGGUAAACGGUAUUCAUCCGGAAUGCAGAAUGCAGCUUGAAAUCCAUGAAGAAGAAAUAAAGUGUAUGGAACAUUUAAAGAAUGCCCAAACAGUGAGUUAUAAAGGAUGUGCUGGGGUCUGGGACAACAUUACCUGCUGGCGUUCUGCAGAAAUUGGAGAAACGGUGACAGUCCCUUGUCCAAAAGUCUUCAGCACUUUUUUCAGCAAAGCAGGAAAUAUCAGUAAAAACUGUACAAGUAAAGGGUGGUCAGAGAUGUUUCCACAUUUUUUCAUUGCUUGUGGAUACAAAGAUAUUGAAGACAACACGAUUUUCUAUGUUUGGGUGAAAACAAUUUAUACCCUCGGACACAGCGCUUCUCUCAUUGCUCUGACCACAGGAAGCAUUAUUCUUUGCCUUUUUAGGAAACUUCACUGCACUCGGAACUACAUACAUUUGAAUCUGUUCCUGUCUUUCAUUUUAAAGGCAGUCUCUGUCUUAGUUAAGGAUGAAGUCCUCUAUUCCAACACUGGCACGGAUCAGUGUCCAGAAAAGCAACCUUCCUGGGUUGGCUGCAGGGCUAGCUUGGUGUUUUUCCAGUACUGUGUAAUGGCCAAUUUUUAUUGGCUCUUAGUUGAAGGACUUUAUCUCCACAUCCUCCUCAUGGUCAUAUUCUCUAACAGACACUUCACCGUAUAUCUCCUUAUUGGAUGGGGAAUCCCUACACUCUUCACUGUCAUGUGGAUAGUAUCUAGAGUGUAUCUAGACAACACUGGUUGCUGGGAUACAAACGAUCAUAGUGCUCCUUGGUGGAUUAUACGAAUACCAAUCCUAAUUUCCAUUUUAGUAAAUUUUAUACUUUUCAUUAGCAUUAUAAGAAUUCUGCUGCAGAAGUUAAGGUCACCAGAUGUCGGAGGCAAUGAUCCAUCACAAUACAAGAGACUUGCAAAAUCAACCUUGCUUCUCAUUCCACUGUUCGGCGUUCACUACAUGGUGUUUGCAGUCUUUCCGAUUCGCAUUUCUCACUACUACCAGAUCAUUUUUGAAUUAUGCCUGGGUUCUUUUCAGGGACUGGUUGUUGCAAUCCUGUAUUGCUUUCUGAACAGCGAAGUUCGAGGAGAAGUGAAAAGAAAAUGGAGGAGUUGGUGCCUGAAUCAAAGAAUGGACCGAGAUUACAAAAUCCACAGCUGUUCCGUUUCUCGAAAUGGCUCAGAAAGUAUCUCCCAUUUGCAUCGUAAUUCGGCCACUCUGUUUUCUUCCCAGACAGAAACCACGGUGAUAUAAGUCAUGUGGGUGCCUACCAAAAACUGUGGGGCAUGUCACUGGGUAUAUAGUUCAUUCAUUGUGCUAUUUUCUAACCUGUCUAGUUUGUACUCCACUUGAUCUGUAUGUCAGGAUACAGGGAUUUCCAGUGUAUGACCGCUAUCUUUCGAACUUAGUCUUAGAACUUGGCUAUAAUGGAACCCUUUUCCACUAUUAUUGCCCCCAAACCGUCUGCUGCACAUAGCCGUAAUAGUUUAAUAGGCACCACCCACAGUGGGUUCAAACCUCUGGAAAGUUAUCCAAUCAUGCAGCAAUAAGUUUCAUCUGUUGAAGAAACGUUUCUUGUUACUAAGUUGGUUCCAAAGCAGCUCUCCAAAGGCUAUAUAUUUAGAUACUAAAUCUGCUACUGCCCUCUUGCAGCAUCUUGACUCUCCUUGGGGUAAGUUCCGUACAGGUGAUCCUUGUUUAGCAACUACAAUUGGGACAAGCAACUCAGUUGUUAAGCAAAGUGAUCGCUAAAUGAAACAUCACAAUUUUACAAUCUUCAGCUUUCCCUUGCUUUACAGACCUGCAAAGGCCGUAAACGUGAGGACUGGUCACCAAGUUAUUUUUUCAUCACCGUUGUAACUGUGAACGGUUGCUAAAUGAGGCAGCCACUAAAUGAGGACUACCUGUAGAGAGAAGCCUGCUCCUUGCAUUUGCAAGAUCAUAUGUUAGAGGACCAUGAUUUUGCUUGGUCUUUAGAGCCUAGAAUGGCCAUAAGUACAUAAGACUGGCUUUUCAUUCCAGACAAGCUGCUUACGCAAGUGUGGUUGUGACCAUGGGAUUGGGGCCUGUGGGCACAGUUCGUCUGAUUUCUCAUGUAGCCAAACGCUUGAAGGGAUUUGAAUGCAAGGUAGAAAUGGAAAACCAAGUGUGGACCAUCUUCCCUAAGAAAGCGUUUGUGUGUCAUGACAGCAGACUGUUCUUUCCUGGCAUGAUGGAAUAGAUUGAAAUGCAUUUGAAAAGGCAAAUCUUCAGUAACAAUCUUUUUUUCUUUUUCAAUGUUUCUGUGAUCCUCCACAUGCUGUCAUUUAUGAGUUUUGUCAUGUGUUGUUUUAAUACUAUUUAUUGUGUGCCUUUUUGAUAUUCCUUCAUCAUAGAAAUGUAAUAUAUUUUGAUUAUUCCUUUCCUUCACUUAUGUUUUCACAUACUGGUGGAUUUCUAUAAAAUAACACCGACGCACUCAUCAAGAGAUAUCCCUGCACCCUCCCCCUAAUGUUGCCAAAAUAUUGAGACAUUUUUGGCACUCAUGUGCAUGAUUUUAUUAGAUUUCUGUGAUUUUUUUUUUAAUGCCUCGGCCAUGGGACCCCAUUAAAAAAAAUCAAAUCUCUGCUUUAGGAAGAGGGAGACAAUCCACACUGUAAUAGUAGAAGCAUAGUCCUAAUGUAGCCUCCUCCAUUUUCUAGGUGCGUUGGGUGUGCAGCUUCCAACGCAACUUGUUUCAUUGGGUAAGGCUUAUAUAAUACUUAAAAAGAAGAGGGCACAACCUGUGUGCCUAGAGCCACCAGUGGUCCCCAAAAGAAGUAAUUUUCACUAAUAAUUUCCCCUAAUAGCUUUAGAGUAUUCAGCAUAUUUCACCUAUUUGAUCUCACUGACCUUUCAGCAGUACCAUGUUGUAAUAUUCUGAUGGUAUUGAAUGGAAAUGAAGCAUAGUAAUGAUAUUUUCCAAGCUCCUGGGCUUCAGAUGUGUUGGACUAAUCUCCCAGACUUCCCAGUCAGCCAGUAGGGAUUCUGGGAGGUUUUACCCAACAUACAGGUAGUCCUUGUUUAGCAACUGCCUCAUUUGCAGUUACAACGGUGAUGAAAAAGUAACUUUGCAACCAGUCCU